AUGGCAGAGGAAGUGCUAAUUGGACAUCGAAAUGAAGCUUUUGAGUAUAUGGGCGAAAGGACGGAUGAUAUUAUAACUACGGAAUCAGGCUUCAUACCCCCCACCAGCAUUCCUCAUGUACGGUACCGACUCAAACGACAGACCUGCGGGCUUACCACAGAAGGUACCAGCAAUUCAGGGGAUGAAGUUGAUGAGAUGAAGAAACUAGACGAGAGUCCAUCAGGAGAUUUACCGUUGUCAUGGUUGGGCCGUGUCAGGAAAAUAUUUCAAGGAGAUUUCGGAUCAUUAUGCCUUCUAACUUUUCUCUAUUUGCUGCAGGGCAUCCCUUUAGGUUUAAUCGCAGCCAUUCCACUUGUACUGUCCAGUAAACAUGUGUCAUAUGGUCAGCAAGCUGUUUUUUCAUUUGCAUAUUGGCCUUUCAGCGUAAAAUUGCUUUGGGCACCAAUUGUGGAUUCAGUUUACUGGAGACGUAUAGGUCGUCGGAAAUCGUGGAUGGUUCCAUGUCAGUAUCUUAUUGGCAUUUUUAUGCUUCUAUUAUCGUAUCGAGUUUCUGAAAUUAUGGGUGAUGGUGGUGCAGAUUCAAAGCCACCAAAUGUGCUGUUAUUGAUGUUUUUAUUUCUACCAUUGAAUUUCCUUGCUGCUACGCAGGAUAUAGCUGUGGAUGGCUGGGCGCUUACCAUGCUUUCUAGGGAAAAUGUCGGACAUGCAUCGACUUGUAAUGCAGCCGGUCAAACAGUUGGCUUUUUCUUGGGGAAUGUCAUGUUUUUGACGCUCGAUUCACCCGAUUUUGCUAAUCGUUUCUUCCGCAAUAAGCCGGAACCAUUUGGCUUAGUAAACUUGUCCGGUUUCAUAUUUUUCUGGGGAUGGGUAUUUCUGAUCACGACAACACUGGUACUCGUUUUCAAAAAAGAAGUUGAUCAUUCCAUCGCAGAUAAGGAUGAUAUUGAUAAUAAGAAUGAAAAGCUAGAGCUAGGAAUCUUCCAAACUUAUGCUGUCUUGUGGAAGAUCUUGCGACUGAACCCAGUAGUCUGGAUGGUCAUCGUAUUGCUCACCGGAAAGUUCGCAUUUGCGGCUACCGAUGGCAUCACGAGUUUAAAGUUAAUUAGUAUGGGUAUGCCGAAGGAUAAGCUCUCCAGUAUUGCUCUAUUUUUGAUACCUCUGCAGAUAUUGGUGCCGUGGGUAGUUGGCAAAUAUAUAGCCGGUCCACGACCUCUGAAUAUUUUUCUUCUUGCCUAUCCUUAUAGGAUAUUCUUGAGUGGAGUAUUUGCAGCAAUGAUUUGGUGCACACCUUCACUGUCCUCUGAGAACUUCCCAGUGUUGCUUUAUGCCGUUUGGAUCGUAGCAUACUGCUUCCAUCAGGUAGCAUCCUACAGCAUGUUCGUAUCACUUAUGGCAUUCUUUGCCCAGGUAUCAGAUCCAGCAAUUGGAGGCACGUAUAUGACUUUGCUCAACACACUCAGUAAUUUAGGCGGCAACUGGCCCGUUACACUUAUUCUUUCGCUUACAGACCAUUUCACUUUUAAAAAUUGUGUUGUUAGAGGGACCAAAACCAUUCUUGGUUCAUGCAAUACUGAACUGUCAAUGAAUCAAUGCACAGCGAAAGGAAAUGUUUGCGAACUGGCCGUGGAUGGAUAUUACAUCGCUGUUGCACUGUGUUCUUUUGUUGGAAUUAUUUGGUACAAAUUGUUCUUUAAUAAAAUUAGGUAUUUCCAGGAAAUACCACGGAAAGAUUGGAGAAUAAUAAAACGAUAAAUUAAGGAGCAGCAUUCAAAUAUUUUUGCGAAGUUUAAAAUGUCACAUUCGUUUUCAAUCUGCAAAUAACAAGAUAUAUUUUAGAUUAGCGUUUUAUUUUGCUAAUUGUCAAGCCACGUCACAAUUUUUUGACUUGUGGAAUUCAUUUGUUCUACUAUUACUUUUAAUUAAAUCACGAAAGAAGAUUUGUCGCAUUGUUAUUAAUUCCUUUUAUUGCAUUAUGCAUUUAAAUUAUUUUUUCGCUAUUUCCAUAUUCUACCCUAAUCUGUCUCAUUUUUUGUAUUGAUAGCUCUGGAGACUGCAGAAGGCAGCACAUCAUUUUCCUCUUACGACUUUUAUCUUUUUUUAUCUUCAAACUGUGCUUUCCAAAUUGUUAAUUUACAUUCCUUUUGGUGGAUCAACUUUUAAAAUAUCCGGUAUUCUUAAUGAUUUGUGGUUAACAAAAGUUGCAUAACAUCUAAUGCGCCAGUUUCAGUCGAUGAAGCAGUGGCUAGCAGUGAAAUAACUGUAUUCUAAGAUUUCCUAAUUUAAGAUGUAACUAAAUGUUUAUUUUAUUUCGUUUCGUCAAAAAUUUCUGCGCUCAUGAUGUUUUAUCAUAAACCAAAAAUUUAUACUACGGUAGAAGAUAUCCGUUUUUUUCAAAUUAUAUUGUCUACGCCGCUUUCUUGUUUUCGAUCUGUCACAUUUCCGGUGUAAUUGAGAUUGUGGUAGUAAUGACUCGACCUGUGUCAUUAUUGUUUUGUCAUCAUCUAAUAGUUGUUUAUUUUUGUAGAAUGAACGAACGUUGCAUUCUAUAAACAUUAUUUUAUAAUCCCUCGAACACUUGAAUAUAUGAGCUGCUUGUAUGCCAGUUUUUUGUUGUUUUUAUUCUUAAUGACUGUUGCUAUAACACAUAUUUAGUAUGUCUGUUGUAAAACAGGUUGAAAGCUGUUUGAAUACGAUUAAAUGUAUGUGCUCGACUUUUACUCUGCUUUUAUCCAUUUUAUAAAGAAAUGGAAUUCAG
Molecule: messenger RNA, 2755 nt
Organism: Loa loa (African eye worm)
Lineage: Eukaryota; Metazoa; Nematoda; Chromadorea; Rhabditida; Onchocercidae
Exons: 12
Coding region: 1-1752 (583 amino acids)
Cellular component (GO): membrane
Molecular function (GO): acetyl-CoA transmembrane transporter activity
Source: RefSeq, a predicted model, not a curated record